Molecule: messenger RNA, 775 nt
Organism: Hyaloscypha bicolor E
Lineage: Eukaryota; Fungi; Ascomycota; Leotiomycetes; Helotiales; Hyaloscyphaceae
Exons: 1
Coding region: 73-546 (157 amino acids)
Source: RefSeq, a predicted model, not a curated record
CUUUGUUACUUGAAUUGUGUUAAUAAAUGUUAGGUCUUGCUUUACGCAUUCUUACGACGCGGAUCGAGAAACAUGAAAAGACUCUAUAAUUCGUUGGACAACAGUCACAUUCUUUCGUCGUGUGUUUUAUUCGAGCUGGAGUUUCUGUUCCGCAUUCUGAUGGGACCUAGUGCCGCUUUCCGUGUUCUGCCAGAGACACCCAUGGGCCAUGACAAUAAGUUUUUCAUCAGUUACUUGAAGAUCCAUCAAUUCUCUCACAAUCACGGAAAGCUCAAGUGCCCUAGGUACUACCUCCAUUCCUUGGGAAGCUGCUUUUGCUAUAACCAUAUUUUAUAUUUAUUCUUCAGUUUUCGACUACGGAUUGCGAAGACAUCCUCCGGCAACAGGCUGCUUCACGCGAUGUGUACUUCGUUGGCGAGUCAUUUACUCAUUAGAGACACAGUUAUCGUCUCCAGGAAGAGGCUCAUCAUCAGAAUCGGAUUCCAAGUCAGAGAGAGACAUAUUAAGCUCCUCCCCAUUUCAUCCGUGGGUGUAGCGGAUCCAUGACUUGCAUCGUCUGUAGCGCCUUUCCCCCUACAGCGAGUGUUGAGAGAUGGUACCCCUGAAUUUCAUUAAGCGAGGGUUGCUCAGGGGUUGCCUGUGGCUAGCGCUAGCGCGUGAGUGCCCUGAGCUUUAAAAACUUCUCAACCUCGGCAGUGGACGCGUCUCACAACAUCAUGCAGCACAACAUUCCAGCAUUCGAUAGUGCUAUAUGUAUUCAAUCGACUCGCCAAUG